This is a messenger RNA of Monopterus albus (swamp eel), 2173 nucleotides long. RefSeq names its product solute carrier family 16 member 6a (gene slc16a6a). The record is from RefSeq and is a predicted model, not a curated record. Bases 165 to 1892 code for a protein of 575 amino acids. NCBI's taxonomy places the organism in Eukaryota, Metazoa, Chordata, Actinopteri, Synbranchiformes, Synbranchidae. Gene Ontology annotation, molecular function: monocarboxylic acid transmembrane transporter activity. Gene Ontology annotation, biological process: monocarboxylic acid transport; transmembrane transport. The transcript has 6 exons.
CCUGCUGCUUUUAUACCCCCCUACCGUCUUUGGCUAUAGCACUGACAGUGUUUAUACAAUUAACAUAGCAAAGAGAAGCUAAAAGACAAACUUCUAAAGAAGGAGGGACAUCAGCAUCAUAUCUACCAGAGUAACUGAAGAGGAGCAGCUCAGCGCAUUUAGUCAUGGCACUGUGUGGAGUCAAGGGACCACGUUUCUUGGGGCCCAAUGUGUACCCAGAGGCCCCUGAUGGAGGCUGGGGAUGGCUGGUGGCAGUGGCUUUCUUCUUGGUGGAGGUUUUCACCUAUGGCACCAUCAAGAGCUUUGGCAUUUUCCUCCAGGACCUGAUGGAGGAGUUUGGAGAGACCAACACUAGAAUCUCCUGGAUUGUUUCCAUCUGUGUGUUUGUCAUGACUAUCAAUGGGCCUCUCUCCUCUGUGCUGACUAGCCGCUUUGGGUUUCAACUUGUCGUUAUGACUGGAGGAUUGCUUAUUUCUUUGGGUACCAUUGCCACCAGCUUCACUUGCUCCAUCAAUCAAAUGUACAUCACCUAUGGAUUACUUGCAGGUCUGGGCUACUGUCUGACCUUCCUGCCUACAUUGACCAUCCUGUCCCAGUACUUCACCCGUCGACGGGCUCUAGUCACAGCUGUGGCUUCCACUGGAGAGUCUCUGUCCAUGUUUGCCCUGGCACCAGCCUUUUCUGCACUAAGAGACCAUAUCGGCUGGCGACACACAAUGGCAGUGAUAGGAACUUUGCAAAGCACUGUCAUCAUCUGUGGUGCUCUGCUUCGGCCAAUCGUGAUCAAACCAAGAGGGACCCAUAAGGCGGAGAAUGGCAGAUCAUCUUAUAAGGAAGGGGAAGCCCUCACUACACAGGAGAAUAUAGAAGGAAGAACAGAGGACCUUAUCACAAAUGAGAAGUGGCAUGCACAAAAUACCUCCUGCAGUCUGGACAAUGAGCUGACCAGAGGCUGUGUGAGUAAUGGAGACCCGAAGAACGCAGAUAACAACAGCGUUAAUGAGAAGACUUUACUGCACAAAGUAGCAUGGUCAGAAAUAGAACUGAAAAGUAUGGAAAACAAUGCAGCAGAAAUCAUGGAACCUGAAAUUGGGGAAGAGAAAAAGGACAAUGAGAAACCGGGGACACAAGCUGAAGAAAAUGAAGCAACUGAUGAAAAGCUAUCUGCAAAUAAUUCAAAACUACUAGAUUUCUCCAUCCUCAGGGAGCGCAGUUUUAUCUUCUACUCUCUGUUUGGACUGUUCGCCACACUCGGCUUCUUCGCCCCACAGCUCUACAUCAUUGAGCUGAGUGUGAGUCGAGGUGUGGAGCGCGACCAGGCCACCUCCAUGCUCUCCAUCAUGGCUGUGGCUGAAAUCUUGGGUCGAUUCUCCAUUGGGUGGAUCCUGACACGGAAGCAGCUCAGGAAGAAGAAGCUUCUUGUGCUUCUGGCAUGUGUACUUACAAUGACUGUGGAUCUGGUGGGAUUUACUUUGGUCACAGAGUUCUAUGGCUUGGCCACGUGCUGCGUUUUGUAUGGCUUCUUUAUGGGAACCCUAGCGUGCACCCACAUCCCCAUGCUGGCUGAAGAUGACGUGGUGGGCAUAGAGAGGAUGUCUUCAGCUGCUGGUGUCUAUGUGUUCAUACAUAGCUUUGCUGGGCUGGCUGGGCCCCCACUUGGAGGUGCACUGGUGGAUGUGACUCAGAACUACGGAUCAGCCUUCUACUCCUGUGCCGUCGGCAUGGCACUGGGUGCUCUGUUCCUAGGUUUGGUAAAGCCUGCUAAACGAGGAUUACUCUGUAGGAAGACGAACUCAAACCACCUUGAAGACAUGCAUGAAAGGAAAGAGGACCCCGAGGAACAGAGUACAGCGCAUAACCCUCACCAAAGAACUGACAGUGCAGAGGAAUAAUUCAAAGUCAGUGACAACUUAGACCACAACCAGAUGCAAGUCACUAGAAACACCCAGGACAUUAUGCAUUUUGCUUGAGCUGUGCAUUGGAUAAGGGUAAUUAAAUGUUCAGGCCUCACAAGGGUAAAGGUUUGGCUAAAGACUGUUGUCAAUUUAGUGCUGAAGUGGCAGUAAACUGGAGAAAGACCACCAUUUAGUGGUUGCAGUCUUUCAUUAUUCAGCAAUCUUGAGAUCUUAUAGGUCUCAUACUCUACUUACACAUACACUCACCGUCCACUUUA